Messenger RNA from Archocentrus centrarchus (flier cichlid), 1203 nucleotides. It is a transcript of the gene cdkn2d, whose product is annotated as cyclin-dependent kinase inhibitor 2D (p19, inhibits CDK4). Gene Ontology annotation, molecular function: protein binding. The coding region runs from base 143 to 637 and encodes 164 amino acids. NCBI's taxonomy places the organism in Eukaryota, Metazoa, Chordata, Actinopteri, Cichliformes, Cichlidae. The record is from RefSeq and is a predicted model, not a curated record. Gene Ontology annotation, cellular component: nucleus. The transcript has 4 exons.
CUCCUCCUCAUUUACCAUAUAUGGACACCAACACCCUCUGGGCGAGCUGCGAUUGGUACUGGCUCUUAGCGAAAGCGGGGUCGAAAAUCUUUGCGACGCGUUGGAUCUUGUGGAAGCAAACGAGGCAGGUAGGCAGACUAUAAUGGUCCUUAGUCAGAUGGAUGCCGGCAAAGCUCUGACGGCGGCAGCAGCCAAAGGGAACACCAGCGAAGUGCAGAGGAUCCUGGAGGAAUGCAGAGUGCAUCCUGAUACUCUGAAUGAGUUUGGCAGGACAGCACUACAGGUGAUGAUGAUGGGGAACUCCAAGAUUGCCAGUUUGCUGUUAGAAAAAGGAGCCGAACCCAACAUCCAGGACAGGCAUGGGAUAACGCCUGUCCACGAUGCAGCUCGAACAGGAUUCCUCGACACCGUGCAGGUUCUGGUGGAGUACGGCGCUUCAGUAAACAUCCCGGAUCAGAAUGGAGCGCUGCCUAUCCACAUUGCCAUCCGGGAAGGCCACCGGGAUGUUGUGAAGUAUUUGGCACCACUGUCUGACCUAAAGCACGCCAACAUCAGCGGUCAGACAGCGAUAGACGUGGCCCGAGCUUCGUGUGUGCCAGAUAUGAUUGACUUGCUUUUUUCGCACGUUCAUAGUUAGCCUGAAAAGUGGGUGCAUUCUGCCUAACCCUAACCUCACACUUUGUUUUGCUUCAGACCUGGUAACUUGAUUUUGUUGCUGUGUAAAGGAUUUUUUUCUUUUGUUAACAGUGGCUCAGCAUUAUUAUGUGACGGGACAUAUUGUCUUGGCAGCUUAUUUUCAGUGGAUGGGUGGCUAUAUACUGUAGACACCUCUUUUGCACAGUGCAAUUUAGGCACCUUAUAUGAACAUAUACAUAUAUAUCUGUUUUCCCUAUAAACUGGGAGUGCACAUUUAUAGAUAGUUCUCUCCCUCCCAAGUGUUUUCUAAUUAUUUCCUUUGUGUACGAAUUGUAACAGUUGUAUGUUUUUUAAUUUACAAAACUUGACAUGGUGCACCCUGAUUGCUUUGCAUAGUUGUUUCUAUUAAUUAGAUGUAGUUAGACUUUGAAUUUACUCCUAUUUAUUGUUGGAAUAGGACUGAAUAUUUGUCUUUGUAAAUAGCGACCCUUAUUGUGAUUUGUUGAAAUGUUAUUUAUAUAAAUACUUUUAAAAACCUAAGUGAGAUUAUUCACUAUUUGAAGAAGA